AUGGCCAAGAAAGAUCCUACCGCGAUCUACUUGUCGGCCAAAGCACUCAUGCUUCAGCAACAGAAGUAUGGUCUCUUCCCGCGCAUCAUCGGAAAAGGUGACAAUGGUAAGCGGCUCGCCGACCUACUCAUCCGCAUGCGUACCGAAGUAACGGCCGGUGAGACCUCUACCGGCGGCGGCCCAUCAUUCCUGGGCUUAGCACCUAGUUCCAACAUCGACAGCCUCAUCAUCGUUGAUCGGGAAGUCGACUUUCCCACAGCGCUACUGACUCAGUUGACAUAUGAGGGACUCAUCGACGAAGUCUUCAACAUCACCGCCAACCAGACUGAAGUCGACUCUUCCAUAGCUGGUGGUGCACAGCCCCAGCAAGGUCAGACGGGAUCAGCAUCGACGAGCAUGAAGCGCAAGAUUAUGAUAGAUUCGAAAGACGCUCUGUAUGCUGAUCUGGGUGAUGCGAACUUUGCUAUCGUCGGUAACUUGCUCAAUCAAGCAGCUCGUCGUCUGCAGAGCAGCACAGGACGCGACCAGCUUGCCACAAAGACGACUACAGAGCUUCGUGACUUUGUCGCCAAGUUGCCCGGUUACCAGGCUGAGCAAGCAAGCUUGAAGCUACAUACCAGUCUGGCUGAGGAGAUUAUCAAAUUCACGCGCACCGACAUUUUCACGCGGAGUUUGGAAGUGCAGCAGAAUAUCAUGUCUGGCGCCGACCCAACAACACAACACGAUCUCAUCAACGAGCUCAUCAACCGUGAUGUACCGCUACCCGCCAUCCUUCGCUUGCUCUGCCUAGAGUCCACCACCAACGCCGGCAUCCGUCCGAAGGAUCUCGAGGCCUUCAAGCGCGCCAUCAUCCAGGCAUAUGGCCCGCAACACAUCCUGACUCUCGCUUCACUCGAGAAGAUGGGCCUACUAGGCCCACGAGGCGGCGUAAGUCUCGGUGGCGUAGGCGCGCCCGCCAAACCCGGCAGCGUAACAAACUACACGCCCCUGCGCAAGAGUCUUAAGCUCUGGGACGACGACGUGAACGAAGCAAGCCCCAACGACAUCAGCUACACCUUCUCCGGCUACGCACCCCUCAGUGUCCGCAUCAUCCAAUCCAUUAUCCAGAAGCACACCCUCGCCAACGCCAUCAAACCCCCCUCCGACCCCCGCGCAAGCGCCCAAGCCAACCCCCUUGCCCAAGGCCUCCGCAUCUUCGACGACGCAAGUAAAUACAUCCGCGGCGCGACGUUCGAUGAGACGCAGAAGGGUGAGGAGAAGGCUGUUAAAGCGCGGCAGCUGUUGAAUGGAAGUGCAGGUGAGAAGAACAAGACUAUUGUUGUGUUCUUUCUUGGUGGUGUGACUAGAGCUGAGAUUGCGGCGCUGAGGUUUGUGGGUGAGAAGUUGAAGGAGAGUGGUGGGGAGGGGAGGGGUAGCAGGAUUGUGGUGUGUGCGACGAAUGUGGUUAAGGGGGAGGGUUUGGUGGGGAGUGCGAUUGAGAAGAAGAGGUUCAAGGCUUGA
This is a messenger RNA of Alternaria metachromatica, 1500 nucleotides long. RefSeq lists its product as uncharacterized. The transcript has 2 exons. Bases 1 to 1500 code for a protein of 499 amino acids. Lineage: Eukaryota; Fungi; Ascomycota; Dothideomycetes; Pleosporales; Pleosporaceae. Gene Ontology annotation, biological process: intracellular protein transport; vesicle-mediated transport. Gene Ontology annotation, cellular component: CORVET complex; fungal-type vacuole. The record is from RefSeq and is a predicted model, not a curated record.